This is a messenger RNA of Oncorhynchus gorbuscha (pink salmon), 1420 nucleotides long. RefSeq names its product ArfGAP with FG repeats 2 (gene agfg2). The coding region runs from base 424 to 1272 and encodes 282 amino acids. The transcript has 8 exons. The record is from RefSeq and is a predicted model, not a curated record. Gene Ontology annotation, molecular function: GTPase activator activity. NCBI's taxonomy places the organism in Eukaryota, Metazoa, Chordata, Actinopteri, Salmoniformes, Salmonidae.
GCAAUAAUGCCAAAGGGGGGUGUGCGUAUGGCAAGCAGAGAGCCGAGCAGAGAGAGAAAUAUUUAGAGCGAGAGGCAGAUGUCUUUCUCCACUCCAGAAGAGAAUACCGCAGCAAUGGAUAAAUAAUAACGACGUAGUGAAACUCAUUGACAGCUUGAUAAGACCUAAUUUCUGACUUCCGCUAAAGACACAAAAUAGCCUGACGCAUGCAUGUAGGAAGAUCCAGGUAAUAUCGGUCUCAAAUCGCGUAAACGCGAGGCGCAUAAUCAUCGGUUUCAUAAUGCGGGCGUGAGUAACAUACUGUAAACGGAGGGAGGAAUAAGGGAGGUUAGUAGAGGGCCAGUGGUAAUCGGCUCACCACUAUACGAGCUAUAGUCCUCUCCGCCAGACCAAAAGCGGGCGAGAGCGGGCCGAGACAGCAGUAUGUCGAACCGAAAACAUCGGGACAGCCAAGAGAUAUGCGCCCGCAAGGUCCGGGAGCUGGCCCAGGCUGUAGUAAACAAACACUGCUUCGAGUGCAGUCAACCGGGGGUGACUUACAUCGAUAUCACCGUGGGCUGCUUCGUGUGCACGUCGUGCUCUGGAAUGCUGAGAGGACUCAACCCUCCCCACAGAGUCAAGUCUAUCUCCAUGACAACCUUCUCCCAACAGGAAGUGGAGUUUCUGCAAAACCAUGGCAACGAGGUGGGGAGGAGGACCUGGCUGUGUGCCUUUGAUCCAAAGACAGAAGGUUGUUUCGACACAAGGGACUCCCAGAAACUGAAGGAGUUCCUCCAGGACAAAUACCAGAAGAAGAGAUGGCAUUUCUCGAAGAACAAGAACAGGAGGGAGGUAGAGGGACCCUGGAGCCCGCCUGGGGUACAGGCCUUACCCAUCUCUCACGGCCCCACACCCGCCCAGGCCCAGUCCCACGCCAUGCCCCCCUCGGCCAGACUGUUACGCACACUGCCUCUCCUCCAGUCCCAGCUCUCGUCCUGGGGGGACAGAGUCCCCGCUAUCUCCCCUGCGGACAUGAGGGCUGACGUGUUCACUGCCCGUGCUCCCUCGCGCUCCCAGAGCUUCAGAGACCCCCCUAUGAAAGACUCUCUACUGAGUGGUAUAGAAAGACAACGUCCAGGCUCUCUUUCCUCGGCUAUGGGAAAUCAUAACCAUGCCCCCUCCUUCCCUGCCCUCCCUCGACCCUCAGCCAGUAGCACUUUCAAAAACAACUUCACUUUAGGUCGUACAGUGGCCUCCUCGGGGGGGCUCAGCUCCCUUCAGGGCCUUCCCUAAGUCUCUGAGUGUGGACUUUGGAGGGCUCAGCCAACAGCACAGUCGCAGUGCCCUCAGCGUCGCCCCCCCAGCCCCCCGGCCCCAACACACACACAGACCACCAGGACCGCUACGCUGCCCUGUCCCAACUGAACAGUGUCUUCCCUGA